Messenger RNA from Magnolia sinica, 1242 nucleotides. Its product is annotated as 1-aminocyclopropane-1-carboxylate oxidase-like. Bases 55 to 1011 code for a protein of 318 amino acids. The transcript is spliced from 3 exons. Lineage: Eukaryota; Viridiplantae; Streptophyta; Magnoliopsida; Magnoliales; Magnoliaceae. The record is from RefSeq and is a predicted model, not a curated record.
CUUUAGCACUACUAGUACUAGCACUGCUACCAGCUCUCUCUUGCAUUUCCUACAAUGGCGAUUCCGGUCAUCGACAUUUCGAAGCUCAAUGGUGAGGAGAGGGCAGAAACAAUGGCUCAGAUUGCGAAUGGAUGCGAGGAGUGGGGUUUCUUUCAGCUGGUGAACCAUGGAAUUCCAGUUGAACUUCUUGAAAGAGUAAAGAAGGUGUCCUCACAAUGCUACAAGUUCGAAAGGGAAGAAAGUUUCAAGGACUCAGUCCCCGUCCAAUUGAUGAAUGAACUGUUGGAAGGGAAGAGCGGAGAGGCAGGCCAGCGACUGGAGAACAUUGAUUGGGAGGAUGUUUUCCUUCUUCAUGACCACAACGAAUGGCCAUCCCAGCCUCCAGAAUUCAAGGAAACCAUGGUGGAAUACCGCCGAGAACUGAAGAAACUCGCUGAGAAGAUGAUGGAGAUAAUGGAUGAGAAUUUGGGUCUAGAGAAAGGCUACAUACAGCGGGCCUUCAGUGGCGGCGAUGAGCCAGAACACGAACCUUUCUUCGGCACCAAAGUGAGCCACUACCCUCCAUGCCCACACCCAGAUCGAGUGAAUGGCCUCCGGGCCCACACCGAUGCAGGUGGGGUCAUCCUACUCUUCCAGGAUGACAAGGUCAAGGGCCUGCAGAUCCUCAAGGAUGGCCAUUGGAUUGAUGUCCAGCCCCUGGCCAAUACGAUCGUCAUCAACACUGGGGACCAGAUCGAAGUCCUGAGCAACGGCCGAUACAAGAGUGUGUGGCAUCGUGUCUUUGCCACUCAAAAUGGGACCAGGAGGUCCAUUGCAUCCUUCUACAAUCCAUCACUCAAGGCCAUCAUGGGCCCUGCACCAGAGCUGGUGCACCAAACACCUGUGUGUGGACCAGCUUACCCCAAGUUCUCUUUUGGGGACUACAUGUCUGUUUAUGCUAAUCAAAAGUUCCUUCCUAAGGAACCCAGGUUCCAAGCUGUAGGGGCCAUGGAGGGUGCUGAUAGAACUUGAUCUGGUGGGUCAGGUUGUCUACUUCACAAAUGUAGGCCAUGGAAAAGGCGUAAGCUGAUUGGCUUGCUUGUUGUACCUUCAAGAAGGAAGAUGAGUAAGUUGAAUGUUAGUUGUGGUUUUUUAGGAGAUGGUUACUUUCCUUGUGUUCAUGUACUGAUUAUCGAAGUGUGCUGUUGAGGUUUGCUUUGUAAAUUAUCAUCAAUGCUUCACAUUUUCCAUGAUUUUUUAUUU